AUGCGCGCACCGUCUCGCGAUGCCCCCGAGCACGCGCACGAGCACGAGCACGAGCACGAGUCCCUCAAAUACCAUCUGCUGGGCCCCUCGCUCACCAAGGCCGGCCAGGACUCGGUCGACCAGGCAAAGGUCUCCGAGAUCAUCUACCACGCCUCCAAGGGCUCCAAGUUCUUCAACAACGAGGAGGCCAAGGACAGGACGCUGACCGACAAGAUCGAGAGGAUCCUCGCCAAGAAGCGUGCGCUCGAGAAGCUUGACCUGACCUCCGACAUGCGCAGGGCCGAUGACUACAUCGCCGAGCUCGAGCUGGGCCGCGAUCUGAGCCAGGUCGUCGUCCAUCUCGAUUGCGAUGCCUUCUACGCCGCCGUCGAGGAGCUCGACCGACCCGAGCUCAAAGACGUUCCCUUUGCCGUUGGCAAGGGCGUGCUGACCACAUGCAACUAUCACGCAAGGAAGUUUGGCUGCCGCUCCGGCAUGGCCGGCUUCGUCGCCAUGAAGCUCUGUCCGCAGCUUAUCUGCGUUCCCAUGAACUUUGCAAAGUACUCGGCCAAGGCUGAAGAGGUCCGCGAAGUCCUGGCCUUGUAUGAUGCCAAUUUCGAGAGUGCCAGCUGUGACGAGGCCUACCUCAACCUUACCGAGUACUGCCAAAAACACCACAUGACGCCCCAAGAAGCUGUCAGCCAAAUGCGUGCCGACGUCUAUGAAAAGGCCAAAAUCACCGUGUCUGCUGGUAUCGCCGCCAACGCGAAGCUGGCCAAGAUCUGCUCCAACAAGAACAAGCCCAAUGGCCAGUUUUUGCUUCCCAGUGACAGACAGACUAUCAUGGAGUUUAUGAGAACGCUGCCCACGCGCAAGGUCAACGGCAUCGGCCGUGUCUUUGAACGAGAGCUAGACGCUAUAGGCGUCAAGACAUGCGGCGACAUUCAUGCCCACCGAGCGUAUCUAGCAAAGCUUUUCGGCCAGAAAGCCUUUCAGUUUCUCAUGCAAUGCUACCUUGGCCUUGGGCGUACCGUCAUCAAGCGAGCAGAAGAUUACGAGCGUAAAAGUGUCGGCACAGAAACCACUUUCAAAGAGUUACAGGCUCCAGACGCUCUUCGCGACAAGCUCCGUCAGAUCGCGGAGGAGCUGGAAGGCGACCUCAAGCGUACAGAAUACAAAGGCCGCACACUCUGCAUCAAGAUCAAACUUCACACAUACGAAGUGCACACGCGGCAGACCACGCCACCCUUUGCUAUCCACAAAGCAGACGACUUGUUCAAGUACGGUCUACCGAUGCUCGAGAAGCUGAUGAAGGAAAUACCCAAUAUGCGGCUGCGACUAAUGGGCCUGCGCGUUACGCAUAUCAUCAGCACCAAGAAGCCUGGAAUCGACUUCUUUGGCCGAGCCGCCAAGAAACCCUACUCGACUGCGAAGACGCCCGCCUCCAAAGACGAUGAAGUUUGGGAAACAUGGCCAGAGGAGGAGUUCGAAGAAGCAGCGCGGCAAGAACGAAACGACGAGAUGAACGAGCUGGAGAAGCUGUCCCAAGAGCACGAACAACAACAACAACAGCAGCAGCAGCAGCAUGGAAAUGAGACUACGACCACCACACAAUGGCAAUGCCCCAUCUGUAAUAUUCCGCAAGCCCCAGACGACGCAAGCUUCAAUGCCCAUAUUGACUUUUGUCUUUCCAAGCAAACAAUCAAGGAAGCCGUCAAGUCGACGACACCACCACUCUCAGCCCGCGAAAGACAAGCCAGUGCUUCAAAAUCAAUGCCCAAAAAGGGAAAGCGUGGACGCCCGAGAAACGAUACCCUUCCUUCUGAGCAAGAGGCUCGCGAGAAGCGGAGAGGCUUUUUCUCAUUGGGCAAUGGGUGA
Messenger RNA from Exserohilum turcica Et28A, 1857 nucleotides. RefSeq lists its product as uncharacterized. The record is from RefSeq and is a predicted model, not a curated record. The transcript has a single exon. Gene Ontology annotation, biological process: error-prone translesion synthesis. Gene Ontology annotation, molecular function: damaged DNA binding; DNA-directed DNA polymerase activity. Lineage: Eukaryota; Fungi; Ascomycota; Dothideomycetes; Pleosporales; Pleosporaceae. Gene Ontology annotation, cellular component: nucleus. The coding region runs from base 1 to 1857 and encodes 618 amino acids.